Molecule: messenger RNA, 2026 nt
Organism: Oenanthe melanoleuca
Lineage: Eukaryota; Metazoa; Chordata; Aves; Passeriformes; Muscicapidae
Gene: SHE
Product: Src homology 2 domain containing E
Exons: 6
Coding region: 549-1826 (425 amino acids)
Molecular function (GO): phosphotyrosine residue binding
Source: RefSeq, a predicted model, not a curated record
CCUCCGGCCCCGGCCCAUCCCGUCGCCGCUGCAUGGGGCCCCCCGGGCCAGCCUGACCCCUCGCCGAAGCCCCUGUGCCCCCGGAGACGGGCCCCGCCGAGGAGCCGCGACGGGACCCCCCGGCUGCCCGUCCCCGGCCGGGACCCCCGGAGCCCGGAGAGACCCCGCCGAGCCCCCUGGACCCCGGCCGGACUCCCCCGACAGCCGGCGAGACCCCCCGGCUCAGCCCAUUGCUGGAGCGGAUACCCCGGCCCGCGGCGAGACCCCUCCCCGGGGCCAGGGACCGCCGAGGGCCCCAGGAGCCGGCACCCCUGGGGACCCCCCAGCUGUCCCCGCCGGGGCCAAGCACGCCUGGAGCCCCGCACGGAGGCCCCGGUCCCCCGGCCGCAGCCCCGCUCCCGGGCUGGCCCCGGGCCGCCGCGGGUCCCGGUUCCUGGGCUGGGGGCAGCCGGGCUGAGCCGGGCUGAGCCGGGCUGAGGCGGUCCCCAGCCGGAGCGGAGGCCGUGGGGUGCCAGGAGCCCCGGGGGACCCUGCGACUGCCCGGCUCCAUGGCGGCCAAGUGGUUCAAGGAGUUCCCAUCCAACCUGAAGACGGUUUCGGAGAGGGCUCGGCCGGGAAGCGGGAGCCUCGGCAAGAGCCGCAAGAAUUCAACCGCUGAGCUGGGGGGCUACCGGGCGGCUGGGGGUGGCAAGGAAGGGGGCAGCCGGCUGUCAAGGGACAACCUGCAGGGUCUGCUCCAGGCCGCCACCGGGAAGAUGAGGAAGAAUUCCAGAGUGGAGGGAGGCACAGCAGAGGGACCCUCCAAAACCUACAUCAACCGCCUCAUCAAGGUGGAGGCUUCCGAGAAGAACGGGAAGGGGAGCCCUGGAGCCCUGCCUGGCAGCCUGCCUGCCCCCGAGCAGGACAAGGGGAAGCCCCCCAAAACAGAGACGGUCAUCAUCCUGGAGGAUUACGCAGACCCUUACGAUGCCAAGCGGACCAAGGGGCAGCGGGAUGCCGAGCGCCUGGGGGAGAACGAUGGGUACAUGGAGCCCUACGAUGCCCAGCAGAUGAUCACAGAAAUUCGUCGUCGUGGCUCCAAGGACCCCCUGGUCAAAGCCAUCCUGCUGUUGGACGGUCCUGGAGAGCCUGGGGAGGGGGGUGCCAAACUGGAUCUUGCCAAACGACCAGGGGGCAAGGAAGUGGCAGGGAAGGGGCCACAGCUCUAUGACACCCCUUAUGAGCCUGGGGAGGGGGUGGCCGGGGGGACCCCAGAGCGCAGGGGGAGGGCUGGUGAUGGGCGCCUGCCUGAGAACGACGAGCGCCCGGCGGGGGAGUAUGAGCAGCCCUGGGAGUGGAAGAAGGAGCAGAUUGUCAAAGCACUGUCAGUCCAGUUCGAGGGCUCGGAGCGCCCUAAGGAGGAGACGCUGCGGCAGCAUCUACGGCAGAAGAGCUGGACCCCCAAGAUGCUGAAGCCGGCGGGCACCGAGCACAGCGAGGGGGAGCGGGUGGACCCUGCCCUGGCACUGGAGAAACAGCCCUGGUUCCACGGGGCCAUCACGCGGGCCGAGGCCGAGAGCCGGCUGCAGCCGUGCCGGGAGGCCGGGUACCUGGUGCGCACCAGCGAGAGCGGCAGCGGCAAGUACUCCAUCGCGCUCAAGACCAGCCAGGGCUGCGUCCACAUCAUCGUGGCCCAGACCAAGGACAACAAGUACACGCUCAGCCAGGCCAGCGGAGUCUUCGCCAGCAUCCCUGAGGUUGUGCACUACUACUCCACCGAGAAGCUGCCCUUCAAGGGGGCUGAGCACAUGGCCCUGCUGCACCCCGUCCACUGCAAGCUGCAUUAGCGUCUGCGACUGAGGCAGCCGAGGGCAUCUGUCACAUCUCCAGUCCUGAAGGGACUCCUGGACUUCAGCAGGGCUGUCCCCCUUUUGCUGGGACAAAUCCCGACCACCCUGUGCCAGAACCUCCCACGUGUCCGAGGUGGGAGCACGCAGUGAGACUGGGACCUGUAAUGAUUUAGUAAAAUAAACUUGUUGCCUGCGAA